GACAUAAAAUAUGACAGAGUGCCGUUGGCUUCCUCGGCUAAGCAAGGCGCCACGGCAACACUGAGGGAGAGGGUGUUUCUGGGUAAUGUGCCUGAUUAAUGAAGGAUCACUCACACACACGAACCAACGCACACAGCUGAUUUUAUGAAAAAUGAAUUCCGCGUCGUCAUCCCGACAAGCAAAGCUGCAGCCGGAAAAAGACUAUUAGUCAGGAAUCAUUAUCAAUAGUGAUAUUUUCAAACUCCAUUAUGCCAAUCAGGAUCUGAAUUUAUUUAAUAGAUUUAGUUCCAUUUGUCCCGUAAUUGAUAAAUAAUCAAAAUGUAUCAAUGUACUCAAACCCAUUUUCACUAACAAUCAAGGAAAAGUGGUCCAUUUACCACAUGACUUGGUCCAAAUUAGGGACUAAAUUGAUGAUCAAUUAAUCGUAGAAAGGGCCAGUAGAGUGUGUGUCCUGCCAGAAGUGGCAGUUAAAUGGAGAGCGUGGUGAUCAGGCAGAGGAGGAAGGCAAGGCGCUGUACUGUAGUAGAUCCACAGAUAACCAACACACAGACGACAUUGUUACAUUAUACCCAUGCUGUACACAUCUGGGACCAAUGGGACAAAAUGGUCAGGACUAUUUUUGUUGUUUGUUUGACCAUUACUUUACCUGGUGGUAAGUUGAAUGAGAACUCCUCCUCAUUCCUAUUUGACAUCUUGGGGCCUGAGUUUGUACAGCUUUGGGUUUUAGGUGUUGUUUUUAACAUCAUCGAGCGAAUGUUGUUCACCCACACCAGACCGAUCAGGACACACAGGUUGAAAUAUCCAAACGAACUCUGAACCAACUAUAUUAAUUUGGGGACAGGUCGAAAAGCAUUAAACAUGUAUGGAAAUGUAUCUAGCUAGCUUGCUGUUGCUAGUUAAUUUGCCCUGGGAUAUAAACAUUGGGUUGUUAUUUUACCAGAAAUGCACAAGGUCCUCUACUCCGACAAUUAAUCCACAGAUAAAAUGAUAAACCGGGUUUGUUUGUAGUAAUCUCUCCUUCAGGUUUCUUCUUCUUCUUUGGACUUUAUAUGGCGGUUGGCAACCAACUUUGAGGUGCAUUACCACCACCAACUGGACUGGAGUGUGGACCUCAGUUCAUCUUUCAAUCACCCACGUGGGUAUAUGCCCCUAAAAUCCAAUGAGGAGAUGGGAGAAGCGGGACUUGUAGCGAGUCAAGCAUCACAAAUAGAACCAAGUUCUAUUUUAACGCCUGACUAAGCGGACGCUCGUUGACGAGCUCGAGCCUUGUGGUCAGAAUGUUAUUUAGCCUUUCUCCAUUGCCAAGCUAGUCCAUCCACCUGUCAGGGGUGGCAUAUCAAGAAGCUGAUUAAACAGCCUGAUCAUUACACAGGUACACCUUGUGCUGGUGACAAUAAAAGGCUACUAUAAAAUGUUGUUUUAGAGGAUUUGGCAGUACGUCCAACCGGCCUCACAAUCGCAGACCACGUGUUACCAUCAUCUGAGACCAACCACCCAGACAGCUGAUGAACCCGAGGAGUAUUUCUGUCUGUAAUAAAGCCCUUUUGUGUGUGUGGGGGGGGACUCAUUCUGAUUGGCUGGGCCUGGCUCCCCAGUGUGUUGAUUUGUUUUUGUACGUUUGUAACUACGCUGUGCUGUGUCUUGUCUGUUAUUGUCUUCCCAGGCUGGUGAAGGAGAAGGUCAUGUACGUCAAGGAGACCAGGCAGCAGGAGGAGAAGAUCGAACGACUGAAAGCAGAGGCCUGCGACGAAGAGGCCGACGAAGAGGCCAAGUAUGUCAUCAAGAAACAGUUGGAGGUGCUACAGGAGUCCAAGAUGAUGAUUCCAGACUGUCACAGGCGUCUGACCAUAGCACACGCAGACCUGUCCCAGAUACUAGAAACGGAAGAGGACUUGGCUGAAGCAGCGGAGUACAAAGAGGCCAGGACCGUAUUGGAUUCAGUGAAGCUUGAAGGAUGAUGCUCUCACUCUCUUAACGCCUCACUUAGAUGUCCAUUCCGUUCGUCUGGGCUUGUUUGGAAUCACAGUCAAACAGAAUCCUUCAGCACUUAUUUUUCUCGCUCUUUUUUUAUUUUUUUUUAACUUAAAAAACUUCUUUUUUUUUGUUGACUUAUUUCUACAGUUUGAGAACAACGUGUCGUCUGAUCUGGACAUCCUUCUCUGGAGUGCACACUCUCACACAAGCAGCAAAUGAACACUUCUCUUCUUGUUCUUACCACGGUGGAUUUGCUUGGCUUCCACCGUGCAGCUGCAAAUGAAGCCUGAUUGGGUUGUUUAUCUCGUAUUCAAGCUAUUGUACUUUAGCGUCUUGCAUCAAGCGAUUUAGAAGUGUUCCUCAAUUUGUUGAUUUGAGCAUAGAUUGUUCUUUAUGAUAACUGAUACAAUAUUUAGUAUGUAUGUAUUGUCUCAUAACAAGCAAGGUGUCACCAGUGAACAUAAUUAUAGAACCAAAGAAUUUAACAAGAGGAGAGCUAGCUAAACCGUUAUCACAUAACAUCCAUCCUAUUGUCUGUGUGGGGUUUGAUGGAGAGAGAAAUGUAGCACUGUUUUUGACAUGGUUAGUGCUAUCUGGGAGCCUUGGGCUGUCCCUACCAUAGCCCCUUAUUAUAAACCAUGUUCAAUUUCAUCUUCAAUGGUGUAAGGAUGGCCCAAGGAUCCCAGACAGCAAGGACCGUUUUGGCAUCACUCCGCUGGUAAAUAACAUCCAUGCGGCCUAGUGACAUCAUCAGCACUGUCAUCACCAACUGGACAUAGCCUGUCACAUCCACUGUAUAAGCAUGGGGUACACUUGGACACACUAUUUUCAGCCACUACGAUACAGCUACGACCAGAAUGUGAUUUUCGUAGCAGGUUUUGAGAGCAUUUUCCUAAUUUUCCUAAUCUUCAUCAAAUGAUCUUAAGCUGCUACGUGAAUUAUCUUAACCUUCUGUGUAAGAUCUAACACGCUACGAAAAAAAUCACUUCCGGUCGUAGCUGUCUCGAAGCAGCGUGAAAAUAGUGUUGUUUUUUUUUUCAUAUAGGCGUAGACUGUUUGCCGAAUGACCAGUAAAGCAUAGUUGUUGGGCAUCAAAUCACUUAUUAUUUUGGUCCACAAGUGUAGACUUUUAAAAACUAUAUUAUUCAAUAUUUUAUUUGGGUUAACAUAUAUAGUUUUUAUGUUCCACUAUGGAAUUGUCCAAAUUGUUUAUUUUUACUGGACCAUAAAAUGUAGGCCUAUCCAUAGACCCACCAGAUAGAGGAAACACCUAUGGAUCAUAUAAAUACUAUUAUCCCAAAGGUAAACUAAACUAUGCUUGAAGAUGUUCAAUGUAGGCUAUAUGUUUUUAUAGCCGACAAAAAACAUGUAUUAGGUUGUGCUCAUGUUAAGCCUGUUAAUAACAUUGGAUAUGAAUAAUAUAAUUGAUUAAAUGUUCAAACAAA
This is a messenger RNA of Oncorhynchus nerka (sockeye salmon), 3419 nucleotides long. RefSeq names its product tubulin-specific chaperone A-like. Gene Ontology annotation, cellular component: microtubule cytoskeleton; cytosol. The coding region runs from base 1506 to 1958 and encodes 150 amino acids. The record is from RefSeq and is a predicted model, not a curated record. NCBI's taxonomy places the organism in Eukaryota, Metazoa, Chordata, Actinopteri, Salmoniformes, Salmonidae. The transcript is spliced from 3 exons. Gene Ontology annotation, biological process: post-chaperonin tubulin folding pathway; tubulin complex assembly. Gene Ontology annotation, molecular function: beta-tubulin binding.